Solanum pennellii is the source of this 1265-nucleotide messenger RNA. RefSeq lists its product as uncharacterized. The coding region runs from base 83 to 949 and encodes 288 amino acids. The record is from RefSeq and is a predicted model, not a curated record. NCBI's taxonomy places the organism in Eukaryota, Viridiplantae, Streptophyta, Magnoliopsida, Solanales, Solanaceae. The transcript has a single exon.
UACUCAAGUUGCCUAAGGAUUUCUACCUUUCACAUUUAUAUUUUCUCUCUCUCUAAGUUUUCUUCUUCUUUCUCUCUCUAGAAUGCCUCAAGUUGAUUUGGAAACUCUAGUUUCGGCAUGUGCCGGCGGCGGGAGUGACCGGAAAGUUGCAUGUGAGACUUUGGCUGACAGUGACGGCGACGGCGAAAAACGUGUGAAAGACGAUUUGGAUGACGAGGAGAAGCAAUCGGAGCAUCCGCCUGAUUUUCCACCGGAAUCGUUCUGGCUUUCAAAAGAUGCUGAGUUCGAUUGGUUUGAUCGGAAUGCCUUUUUGGACCGGAAACAGUCUACGAAAGGUAUCGGUCCAAAUCCAGGUUCGAAUUCGAGUUCGCAGAGAUUUUCGUCGACUUUAAAAAGUAAGGCUUCGAUUAUCGGAUUUCCGAAGACUCAGAAGACUAGUUUCAUCGAUUCGAAACGGCGAACUUGUAAACCGGCGAACAUUAGGCUUUUCCCGGCGAAAAGGUCUGAAUCUACGUUGAAAUCGGCUUCGGUUACGGAACCGUCGUCACCGAAGGUAUCUUGUAUGGGAAGAGUAAGAUCGAAACGUAGAUCACGAAGCCGACGAUCAUCGGAGAAAUCAAAAAAAUGUGAAAAAAAUUCACCCGAGAGAUCACGAAGCAACAAUGGAGAGAAACGCAAAUCCGGAUUCUGUUCACGAUUACUAUCAAUAUUCCGAUCUAAUCGGAGCAACAAAAAACCGGCUAGGUCCAGUACUGAUAAAACGCUAGGUUCAAAGUCGUCGACGGAGCCGAUAAAUCCGCUGAGAAAGAGCAAAAGUGUGAGCGUAGGGAAAACUCGCGGAGGAGCUCCGGUUAGCGUUGAACCGGUUGGUUUAGGAGGAAUGAAACGGUUCUCCUCCGGCCGGCGAUCGGACUCAUGGGGAGGCGAUGAAAUCAACGCAGUUGUUUAAGUGGGUCCCAAUGAAAGUGGAAAAACAAAAAGCAAAGCGCAAAAAGUCUUGAUGGUAGUUGGAAUUUUGGCAGGAAAAUUUAACGGCCUUUGUUCACAUAUUCGGUUAAAAUUUCGAGGUAAAAAAAUGAUACGUACUUUUUUUUUGGAGUUUAUUCUUCUUUUAUAAAAAUGUUUUUUUUUUUGACCUUUUCAAUAAUAGAAUGAUGAUGAAUAGGUUUUAUAUAUAUAUAUAUUGUAAAUAUAUUUUGGUUUUGAGUGAAGGUUUGUAAAUUUUUACUAUUUUCUAUUAGUAGUUUAGAAUAUUAUAAUGAUAA